AGCCAACUAGGAAUCAUGGAUCUGAAAUUCACUUCAUCAAGAAAAUACAUUUCCAUCAGUGUACCUUCCAAAUCUCAAACGAUGUCUCCCCAUAUCAAAUCAGUAGAUGAUGUUGUAGUUCUUGGCAUGAAUCUCAGCAAAUUUAACAAACCUACUCAGUUUUUCAUCUGCGUUUCUGGAGUUUUUAUGUUUUAUCUAAUCUAUGGAUAUUUGCAGGAAUUGAUAUUUUCAGUGGAAGGUUUUAAACCUUUUGGUUGGUACCUCACUUUAGUGCAGUUUGGAUUUUAUUCCAUUUUUGGACUAAUAGAGCUGCAGUUAAUUCAGGACAAAAGAAGGAGAAUUCCUGGCAAAACCUACAUGAUAAUAGCGUUUUUAACAGUGGGAACUAUGGGUUUGUCAAAUACCUCCUUAGGAUAUCUGAAUUACCCCACUCAAGUCAUCUUCAAGUGCUGUAAGCUGAUCCCAGUUAUGAUAGGUGGGGUUUUUAUACAAGGAAAACGUUAUAACAUUGCAGAUGUGUCUGCUGCCCUCUGUAUGAGUCUUGGAUUAAUAUGGUUUACUUUAGCUGACAGCACAGUUGCACCAAACUUCAACUUGACAGGUGUGGUCCUAAUAUCCCUUGCCCUCUGUGCGGAUGCAGUGAUAGGAAACGUGCAGGAGAAAGCUAUGAAAUUGCACAAUGGUUCUAAUUCAGAAAUGGUUUUGUAUUCCUAUUCAAUAGGGUUUGUGUAUAUUUUAUUUGGAUUAACGUGCACUAGUGGAUUAAGCCCUGCAGUAUCAUUUUGCUCAAAGCAUCCAGUUCAGACUUACGGUUAUGCAUUCCUCUUCUCCCUGACUGGGUAUUUUGGCAUAUCUUUUGUUCUAGCUUUGAUCAAAAUAUUUGGUGCCCUUCUUGCUGUAACAGUUACCACAGGAAGAAAAGCAAUGACCAUUGUGCUUUCUUUUUUGUUCUUUGCAAAGCCAUUCACGUUACAGUACGUGUGGUCAGGCUUGCUGGUCGUCCUUGGUAUAUUUCUUAAUGUUUACAGUAAGAACAUGGAUAAAAUCAAACUGCCUUCACUGCAUGGUCUUUGGAAAAAAAGGGUUGAAGAGCGAAAAACAAGGACGUUGUCACAAACUGUGUAG
This is a messenger RNA of Indicator indicator, 1125 nucleotides long. RefSeq names its product solute carrier family 35 member B3 (gene SLC35B3). Gene Ontology annotation, biological process: transmembrane transport. Gene Ontology annotation, cellular component: endoplasmic reticulum membrane; Golgi membrane. The transcript is spliced from 9 exons. The record is from RefSeq and is a predicted model, not a curated record. Lineage: Eukaryota; Metazoa; Chordata; Aves; Piciformes; Indicatoridae. Gene Ontology annotation, molecular function: 3'-phosphoadenosine 5'-phosphosulfate transmembrane transporter activity. Bases 16 to 1125 code for a protein of 369 amino acids.